Molecule: messenger RNA, 1773 nt
Organism: Jatropha curcas
Lineage: Eukaryota; Viridiplantae; Streptophyta; Magnoliopsida; Malpighiales; Euphorbiaceae
Product: translation elongation factor Ts (EF-Ts)
Biological process (GO): mitochondrial translational elongation
Molecular function (GO): protein binding; translation elongation factor activity
Source: RefSeq, a predicted model, not a curated record
UGAUGGGCCGAUCAUUCGGUUUCAAACUGCCGGUUCAGCCCAAACCCGGCGGACGGCCACCAUCAGAGGCCUAACCAAGCAUGUCCUCACUUUUCUAAUUAUAACUCAGAAAGUAAAAGCAAAAUUCUAAAAUCCAUUAAACCCUGGUGACUGUCUAUUCAAACUCCCAUCUUAUACUUGCAUUCCUAUAGAGAUGGCUUUAUCUAGAGUUGCAAGGCGUCCACUUCAAGUGAUGCUAUAUAGCAGGUUGAGUAACCAAGGGCAAACUUAUUCUACAUGGACUCGCACAGCUCCGUCUACUUCUAUUUCUCAAUUUACAGAGGCAAAAACCUUACGGGAAUCUAGUUUUGGAAUGUUUUCUCGGCGAUUCAGUAUUCAAGCUCCUGUUGCGGCGGAGCAAAUGAAUCUGAUUAAGCAAUUGAGAGAGCGGACAAGUGCUCCCAUCAAGGAUGUUAAGGUUGCCCUUGUUGAUUGCAAUUGGGAUAUUGAGGAGGCGCAGAAGGAUUUGAGGAAAAGAGGGAAGGUUUUGGCCGAGAAAAAAUCUGGUAGAACUGCUGCUGAGGGGUUACUUGCAUUGGCAGAGAAUGAAGGGAAAGCUGUUCUUGUUGAGCUUAAUUGUGAGACAGACUUUGUUGCCAGAAACGAAAUAUUUCAGUAUUUGGCUCUAACUUUAGCAAAGCAAGCUUUGCUGAUUGAGAAUACUUCUCAGCAGGUUUCUGGGGUCCAUCCCGUUGAGCUUGAGCGUUUGGAGGAGUUGAAGUUAAAUCUUGAACAUCCAAAAAUAAGUGGUGAAACAACUGUCCAAAAUGCAAUUACAGAAGUAGCUGCAAUGAUGGGUGAGAAUGUGAAGCUCAGAAGAGGCUUUGUUAUAUCUACAUCUUCACCUGGUGUUCUUUACACCUAUCUUCAUACAAGUCCGCAACCAGGUUUGGGUCGUAUUGCUGGACUUGUAUCUCUUGAAGUUGAGGAUGGGAAUCCCCGGUUGGAAGCUCUCCAGCAGGUUGGAUCAGAAUUGGCAAUGCAUGUGGUGGCAGCAAAGCCAUUAUUCUUGACCAAGGAACUUGUUUCCUCUAGUGCAUUAGAAAGUGAACGUGAGAUUCUUAAGUCUCAGGCAGAAAGUACAGGGAAGUCUCAGAUGGCAAUAGAGAAAAUGGUAGAAGGUCGUCUGCGUAAGUACUAUGAGGAGGUUGUUCUUAUGGAGCAAAAGUUUGCACUUAAUGAUGGUAUAAAUGUGCAGAUGUUGUUGAACACUCUAUCCAAGCUUGUGGGCUCAACUGUGAAGGUAGGGAACUUCUUCAGAAUGGAAGUUGGAGAAGGAAUUCAAAGGCUAGAAGCAUCAAGUGCAGAUGAACCUGUGGCACAGACUGCUUAACUUGGGGUGAUUGUGUCCAUUAAUCUGUUUCGGCUUAUGGGGGUAGACAUUUGACUUUGUAUGUCAUUCUGAGGUUGAGGGCGUGUUUUGGAUUUUUAUCAUUUGAUGGUCUCAGCGGUCAGCAGGUCUUCCUGCAAUGGUUACUUCAAGCCCAUGUGGUAGAAUAGAAUGUUUUGAUAUCGUCUUAGAUCACUAUGAAUAUUGUUUCUUAUUUUAUUACAGCAUAAUUUUUUACAAGUUUAAUAGAGAAAAAAACAAAGGGAUAAUCCUAAACUGAUCGUCCCACAGCAAAAUAAUGUAUAGGAGUAGGACAUUGCCCUAGUCCUACUCAUUAUUGUUUGUGAUAGUGGUCUGUGUUACACUAUGUGUUCAUUUAAGUUGGGCAAUCUUUUUGAACUCUU